Messenger RNA from Lepisosteus oculatus (spotted gar), 2157 nucleotides. NCBI's taxonomy places the organism in Eukaryota, Metazoa, Chordata, Actinopteri, Semionotiformes, Lepisosteidae. The record is from RefSeq and is a predicted model, not a curated record.
CUGCCGUAUAGGGCAAUGAAAGGUCUCUCUGUCCUCUGGGUCACCGGCCUGUCUGUCUCUGCUCUGAUUGUGUUUUCUCUCUCUCUGCUGCUCCAGGUGUUUUUCUCAGCCUACAUCUUCAACAGUAAUGUGAUGGUGAAGGUGGCCACUCAGCCUGCAGACAACCCCCUGGACGUCCUGUCCCGCAAGCUGCACCUGGGCCCCAGCAUGGGGCGUGACGUGCCCCGCCUGUCGCUGCCAGGGAAACUCGUCUUCCCCAGCUCUACCGGGAGCCACUUCUCCAUGCUGGGCAUCGGCGACAUCGUGAUGCCCGGCCUGCUGCUGUGCUUCGUGCUGCGGUAUGACAACUACAAGAAGCAGGCCAGCGGGGAGGUGCCUGGCCCCGCCAACAUGUCUGGGCGCAUGCAGAGGGUCUCCUACUUCCACUGCACCCUCAUUGGCUACUUCGUGGGGCUCCUGACGGCGACAGUGGCGUCCCGUAUCCACCGCGCGGCCCAGCCUGCCCUGCUGUACCUCGUCCCCUUCACCCUCCUGCCCCUGCUCACCAUGGCCUACCUGAAGGGAGACCUGCGGCGCAUGUGGUCCGAGCCCUUCCACUCCAAGGCCAGCAGCUCGCGCUUCCUGGAGGUAUGAUCCCCGCGGCCACGGGGGCGCCAGGCUCCUCUCCGGUCUCGGCGGGGCGCGAGCAAGGGAACGAGGAAAGGAAGAGGCAGCAGGCAAAUCCUUCUCUCCUUCUCGCUCGCUCUCUCGCUCUCUGUACGAUUCCAUUCCUUUGCGUUUUGUUUUACGUUUCGGAGCAUUUCAGACUUGAGCCCAGCACCCCGCGCCCCUCUGUCCGUGUCUCCGGCCCCUUUCAUUUCCACGCAAACCGGCUAGAUCAGCGGGACAACAUGGCGGCGCACAGGACUGCGGCUGAGGAGGCUGGAGAGACUGGAGACCUGCGGCACCGCAGAGACAUCAGAGCAUCAGUGCGGCACCGCAGAGACAACAGAGCAACAUUACAGCACAGACACAGAAUGGGACCAGCACACCCCUGUGGCCACAGUGCACUGCAGACUUUUACUUCUGAACAUCGGCUUUCCCACCGUCGGUGGGACUCUGCUCCCUCCUGCAGGUGUGCUCGUCAUCAUCACAGCGGGCGAGACGUUGCUCUUGGCGGUGGUGUGGCCUGCGAUGACUCUACAGGGCUGUGGAAGCAGUGACUACUGUCUGCAGUCAGAGCUGCAGUUCUGUUUUUAGGGUGCUGGGUUUCUUUUACUCUUGAAACUGUGGAGCAAAUUGAAUGUGUUGCAAAGCAAACCGGACAGAUUGUGGACCAGACCAUGCAAAGUAGUGGGCGUGUGUGCUUGCUGCGGGGGCGUCUGAGCGCGUGUGCAUGUGUGUGUGUGCUGGGGGGUGUGUGUGUCCGUGUGCUGGAGGGUGUAGACAGGCCAUGGAGGGGGUUGGGUUUGAGUGCUUGGCCAGUGCUGGUUUUACUGUAGUUUCUGCGGCCAGCUGUUCAGUUUUUCAGACUGCGUCUCGGCAGCUGCCGUGUGUUCGUUCUGUGGGGUCCCACCGCAACGCCCCCUCACCCCCAAAUCCAAGGUCCCAGGACUGGCUGAGCAGCAGGAUGAGUGGAGGGGAGGGUGUGGAUACAGGAGUCGGGAUGGACACAUUUCGGACUCUUGCCCGUUUCUCCCAGUGAUUUCCGGAGGUUGGCUGAGCGGACUGCAGUUUUGCACCAGUGACUUCUGACCCCUGCAGCCACUGGCGCCCUGACGCAUCAGAGACUUGAGCAGCAGCCCCCCCUCCCCAUCGCCUCUGGUAUCAUUCUGGACUAUAAUUACGACAAUAAUAAUAAUGAUUUAAAAAUGUGGAUUUUCCUUAUUUUUAUGGAAGAGUGCUUUCUUUUUAUCCCAUUAAUUGUAUGGUUUCUUUUUUGUGUGGUAGAGUAGUUUCCAUUUUAUACUUCUCUGUUCUUCGCUCCUCUCUGCUUGCUCUGGCGGAGGGGAACCGCGCUGUGCACACGGUGCCAGCCAGAUCAACACGUUCUGUAUUAAAUAAACCAUUGUGUAGUGAUAAGAGGGUCCUGACAACUGAACUUAAAAAGAAAUGUUUCAUCUCCUUAACCUCCUGGAGUCGGGACUCCUUUGUAAAUAAAAGUGAACUCUAACUGUA